AUAAAUAAACCAACCAAGAAAGAAAAACCAUCCACCAGCUACCACCACUGAAUGGUAGCAGCAAAAGAGAGGCCGGAGAAGAACAAGAAACAUAGAUAGAUGGCUCUGAACGACUUCUUCGCCGGCGAGAUCGCGACGGAGCUCAUGAAGAUGCUGAUAAGCAUAUCACGCAAGUCACUCCUCUGCAGAACAAGCGCUGAUCAGCUCAGAACUUACAUCAACGAAUUACUCCCUACCAUUCAAGAGAUCAAGUACUCCGGCGUCGAGCUUCCCGCCGAUAGGCAGCGUCAGCUCGACCGCUUUUCCGAGAUUCUUCGCUCCGGCGUCGAGCUCUCACAUAAGGUUCUUAAUUCGAACCGGUGGAACGUGUACAAGAACUUGCAGCUAGCGAAGAAGAUGGAGAAGCUUGAGAAGACCGUGUCACGGUUUGUGCAAGGUCCAAUGCAGGCUCACAUAUUGGCUGAUGUGCACCACUCCCGUGUUGAGAUGGCCGAGAGGCUCGACCGGGUCGAUGCGUCACACCAGAGGCUAGAGCAGUACUUUAGUGCCAUGAAGAUAGGAGUGGGAGGAGGAGGGUGGAUAGAGGAGGCUGUGAGCAGCAUGGAGGUGGAUGAGAGUGGGGUGGAGGGUAAUUUGGGGAAUUUAGGUGUAGGUUUGGAACUUGGAAAGAAGAAGGUUAAGGAAAUGGUAAUUGGAAGGAAUGAUAUUUGGGUUGUUGGGAUUUGUGGGAUUGGUGGCUCAGGGAAGACUACACUUGCUAGAGAAGUAUGCAAAGAUGAACAAGUCAGAAGUCAUUUCAAGGAAAGAAUCUUGUUCCUAACAGUGUCACAAUCUCCAAAUGUGGAGCAACUAAGAGCAAAGAUAUGGGGUUUCAUUAUGGGAAAUCAAGGCUUCAUAAGUUCAAAUUAUGUUGUUCCUCAAAGAAUGCCACAAACUGAAUGCAGGAGUGAAGUUCAAAGAUUGAUUGUUCUUGAUGAUGUUUGGUCCCUCUCUGUGUUAGAACAUCUUGUGUGCAGAGUACAUGGUUGCAAGUUCAUUGUGGUUUCGAGAGAGAGAUUUCCAACAAUUUUCAAUGCUACUUAUGAAGUGGAAUUGCUGAGUAAAGAGGAAGCAUUAGCUUUGUUCUGUCACCAUGCUUUUGGUCAAAAAUCAAUUCCUUUAGAUGCUGAUAGGAAUUUGGUCAACCAGGUUGUGACUGAAUGUGGAAGGCUUCCGUUAGCUCUUAAAGUGAUCGGAGCUUCGUUGCGCGAUCAGACCGAGAUGUUCUGGGCUAGUGUCAAGAACAGGCUAUCUCAAGGACAAAGCAUUGGUGAAUCCUAUGAAAUCAACCUCAUUGAUAGAAUGGCAAUCAGCACAAAUCACUUACCAGAAAUGAUCAAAGAAUGCUUCUUAGAUCUUUGUUCAUUCCCUGAGGAUAAGAAGAUUCCACUAGAUGUUCUCACUAAUAUGUGGGUUGAAAUCCAUGAUAUUGAUCAGAAAGAAGCUUUUGCAAUUGUUGUGGAGCUCUCAAACAAGAAUCUUCUCACAUUAGUGAAAGAGGCUCGUGCUGGUGGCAUGUAUAGCAGCUGCUUUGAGAUCUCCAUUACCCAGCAUGAUAUACUGAGAGACCUUGCUCUUAAUUUGAGCAAUCGCAGCAGCAUCCGUGAACGCCGCCGAUUAGUUAUGCCUAAACGGGAAGAUGACGGCCGACUGCCUAAACAAUGGUUGAGAUAUAAGGACAGGCCAUUUGAGGCUCAGAUCGUUUCAGUUCACACAGGUGAAAUGAAAGAAGAAGAUUGGUGUCACCUUGAGUUUCCUAAUGCCGAAGUUUUGAUCAUCAAUUUCACAUCCAAUGAAUACUACUUACCUCCCUUCAUUGCAAAAAUGCCAAAUUUGAGGUCAUUAAUUAUCAUAAACUAUAGUGCAUCAUAUGCUUCCCUUCACAAUGUAUCAGUUUUUCAGAAUUUGACCAAUCUUAGAAGCCUUUGGCUUGAAAAAGUUUCAACCCCUCAAUUAUCAGGCACUAUAAUGAAAAGCUUAGGGAAAUUAUUCAUAGUCCUAUGCAAAUUAAAUAAUAGUUUAGAGGGUAAAGAAGCAAACCUAGCACAAGCAUUUCCCAACCUAAGUGAACUCACUCUUGAUCAUUGUGAUGAUGUUACUGAAUUACCCUCAAGCAUUUGUGAGAUACAUUCACUUCAAAACUUGAGUCUCACAAACUGUCACAAUUUGACCAAAUUGCCCUCAGAACUAGGCAAGCUAAGAUCACUUGGGAUACUAAGACUAUAUGCUUGUCCAGAACUGAAAUCACUUCCUAGUAGCAUAUGUGACAUGAUUAAGUUGAAGUAUAUAGACAUAUCUCAAUGUGUUAACCUUGCAAUGUUCCCUAAUGAGAUUGGAAAAUUGGUGAAUUUAGAGAAGAUUGACAUGAGGGAAUGCCCUAUGAUUAAGAGUUUACCAAAGUCAACAGUGUCAUUGAAGAAUCUGAGGCUUGUGAUAUGUGAUGAGGAGGUACAAGAGGUUUGGAAUGAGGUUGAGAAGGCAAAACCAAAUCUCCACAUUAAAGUCUCAGAGCAAUACUAUGAUUUGGAUUGGCUUAAAGAGUGAUUCAUUGACCUUGGUGUCAAUUUUCUUGUCCCUAAUUUUGUGUAACUAUCAACUAUGUAUUUUUAGUUUUCUCUCUCUACAUAUUUUAUGUAAGAAAUUAUGUUUAUAUACUGACUAAAAAUACUGUGUAUAUCAUUGGAAUUAGUG
Molecule: messenger RNA, 2730 nt
Organism: Arachis ipaensis
Lineage: Eukaryota; Viridiplantae; Streptophyta; Magnoliopsida; Fabales; Fabaceae
Product: disease resistance protein ADR1
Molecular function (GO): ADP binding
Source: RefSeq, a predicted model, not a curated record